UGCAGUAUACCAUAGCUUAUAUUUAUGUACCGUCCAUUUUAAGCUUUAAACCAAAUCAAACCUGAUAACAUAGGACGAUAAGUCAACAAUUAAAUUCUCAACAGGGAACCUUAAAGAUUUGAGAACAAGUUACCUGUUAAAGGUAAAAGAGGAUCUAACGAAUAUUUGGAUAGUAGUUUAUAUUAUUAAGGUAAAAGUCAGCUCGGAUUGCCAGGAGAGGAACCCCCGCCCCCUUACGCUUUACAUAUCAACCGAGAAGACAGUAACAUGUCGCAGCCCAGUGCUCCACCAUACGGCGAGCCCCCUCCCCCAUAUAGCGGUUACGGGGGUUACGGGGGUGACAGCGUCUAUCCACCACCCCAGGGCCCACAGGGAUACGGUUACCCUCAUCCACACGGCCAGCCCCCACAGGGCUAUGUUCAGCACGGUUAUCCCCAGCAAGGUCAGCCGGGUCGUUACCCCCAACAAGGAGGUUACCCCUAUGGCCAAGGACAGACGGUUGUGGUCACCCAGCCCCAGCAAGUCCAACAAGAACGGGGCCGGGAUAAGGACAGAAGUACCGAGUGUUUGUUGCUGGGCCUGCUCGCCUGCCUCUGUUGUUGUUGCAUGAUGGACUAGGUCACGUGAUCAAAGGAUGUAAUCCUGGUCCUUCUGCAAGACGCCCAACCACAUUUGGAGGAGAUGAUCUCUGGAUGUUUUCUUCCGGAUCGCUUACGUUUUAAUAUUACGUGAUAUUUGUUUAACAAUUCAUUUGAUUUGUGUAUGAUAUCAAUGCGUGCUAUGUUUGUAAUGUUUACAUAAAUGUUUGACUUAACACAUCAUUGUGAAUAUAAAUAUAAGACAAUAACAGACAUUUAUACAAAAAAAAACAACAACAAAAAACACACCAUUCAUUAUGCUAUUUCAACAAACACAUCUGUUAACACGUGUUAUAACACGUGUUACACUGGCGUAUGGAACUACUCCAAAAUCCUUUUCGUAUCAUAGUGUCACACAUUUGAGCUCAUGUCACAUCUUGUUUAAAAGUUAUAUGAUGCUCUACGAGCAUAUCGUUAGCCCAUUUUGGCAUAUUUUUAUCAUGUACCAUCUAUGCUAUUGUUUUUACUGGAAACACAACUUUUUGGUUAUAAUUCUAUUUGAUAUCAUUUACAUUUGCCAUUCCUGUAUCACUAUUGUGUGCUUCCACAAACAUGUGCGUAGACAUCUGGGUUAACAUGUCAUGUUAGGCAUGUAUAUACAUCGUAUUGCUGUUUUGUUAUGUUUGAUUUUCUAUUUUUGCAAUAAAUAUUUUCCAUUGUUA
Mya arenaria is the source of this 1300-nucleotide messenger RNA. RefSeq lists its product as uncharacterized. The record is from RefSeq and is a predicted model, not a curated record. The transcript is spliced from 4 exons. NCBI's taxonomy places the organism in Eukaryota, Metazoa, Mollusca, Bivalvia, Myida, Myidae. The coding region runs from base 268 to 618 and encodes 116 amino acids.